CCCCAUCCUCGAAGGCACCACCAAAUCAGCAAGCCCCGGCAAUUCCGUCAAGGUAAGCAAGAACCCAUGCCAUUUCUCUUCACCAAACACCAGGAAUGCAUCCGUUCUGUUCGUGCACGAAGUUGGGGCGAAUUCCAGCCAAAGAUAGGCUGUAGGAGUGGUGGAUGAAUCAGACUGUUAACGGAUGACGUUUCUGGCUUGUCGCAUAUUCACAUGAGCUUUGGAAAGGAUGCAGACUGACUUACUCCCGUCAUGCGCGCUGGUUCUAUAGAUGAAGGUCGAAAUCGACGCAUUCUCCGGUUUCCGUGUGUACCCCUCCAAGGGCAAACUCUUUGUCCGUGGAGACUCCAAAGUUUUCCGAUUCGCUAGUUCCAAGAACGCUUCCCUGUUCCUCCAGCGCAAGAACCCACGUAAGAUCGCAUGGACACAGGUCUACCGCCGCAUGCACAAGAAGGGUAUCACUGAGGAAGUCGCUAAGAAGCGUUCCCGCCGGACUGUGAAGCACCAACGUGGUAUCGUUGGUGCUGACCUUGCUACUAUCGCUGCCAGGCGCAACCAGACCGCUGCUGUCCGCAACCAGCAGAGAAUUUCGGCCAUUGCAAAGGCAAAGACUGAGAAGAAAGAGAAGGAGUCGAAAAAGGCCAAGCCUGCACGUGCGCCUGUUGCGAGUGGACCCAGGGUAUCAAAGCAGCAAAUGAAGGGUGGCAAGGGUGGCCGAUGAGCAGUUCUUUUGUUGUUGGCACACGCCUAUGUAUUGCACAUCCUUUUCGUCAUGACUUCUCGCGCGCAAAAUCUAUGCUACAUGCUUCCACAUGGUAUAUCCGCUUCUGCUAAUUCUGAGGAUGUGACGUAGAUCUCAUGCAUUUCGAUGCUCAAUUAGCUCUCGAGGUAGAGCUGUUAAUCAAAUAUGAAUAUGUUGGCAAUAAAACCAAUGAUACAGGUAUGUGCAAGGUAUCC
Molecule: messenger RNA, 957 nt
Organism: Suillus discolor
Lineage: Eukaryota; Fungi; Basidiomycota; Agaricomycetes; Boletales; Suillaceae
Product: 60S ribosomal protein L24
Exons: 4
Coding region: 272-721 (149 amino acids)
Biological process (GO): cytoplasmic translation
Cellular component (GO): cytosolic large ribosomal subunit
Molecular function (GO): mRNA binding; structural constituent of ribosome
Source: RefSeq, a predicted model, not a curated record